This is a messenger RNA of Gambusia affinis (western mosquitofish), 5441 nucleotides long. It is a transcript of the gene homer1b, whose product is annotated as homer scaffold protein 1b. The record is from RefSeq and is a predicted model, not a curated record. The transcript has 9 exons. Gene Ontology annotation, biological process: regulation of store-operated calcium entry; G protein-coupled glutamate receptor signaling pathway. The coding region runs from base 736 to 1812 and encodes 358 amino acids. Gene Ontology annotation, molecular function: G protein-coupled glutamate receptor binding. NCBI's taxonomy places the organism in Eukaryota, Metazoa, Chordata, Actinopteri, Cyprinodontiformes, Poeciliidae. Gene Ontology annotation, cellular component: plasma membrane; cytoplasm; dendrite.
ACACUGCAGGAGAAUUUAUCCCAGGCUUCUGUUGGACGUUUCACUCGUGUUCCGGUGGAAGGUAGGGAAAGCAUGAACUGAUGUUGCAGAAACACAGGAGGCAACUUUAAAAGGAAACGCUAAUAACGCGUGCGUGAAGUGCAGCUGCGGCGUGGACGCGCAGGAGUGGGGGUGUAGCCUGCGAGCCUGUGGUAAUAGGCUGCGAGGGAGAGAGAGGGAGUGGGAGUGGGGACAGACGUGGACAGUGAUGCUGCGCGCUGUCUUCUUGCUAAAUGAGGAUUGUCUUUUCCCAGUUUGAGCAGCAGCAGGGCUUCUCCACCCUUCCAGCGAGGAUCUGUAAUUUACACAGAAACAGCGGGGCAUCCGUGGGAUCUUCUCCAUCAUCAUCAGCAGCAGCAGCGCUGGAUCCAGCCCCGCGUUGCCGCUUGUUCUGCUGCUGCUCCAUCACCAGGCGACCCGAGGAGGAGAACAUCUGACCAGCGGGCCAUGUGCACCACGACAUGUAUGCGUGAAUUCAUGCGGUGACACAGGAAGGGGGGAAUGGAACAGCUGUCAACGCAUUCCUGUAGACGCACCGACGGUGAUUCGUUGCAGACUGUCGUGUAGAGAGAGAGUGGAGCGGGGGGAAAAAAAAAAAAAAACCUUCAUACGCAGCAGCCCAUCCAGCACAUUCGCUUUUUAUUCCAGCGAGAAGCGAUCAGUGGUCAGGUGUCGCCUUUCAUUUCAACCACAACAAUGGGGGAGCAGCCCAUCUACAGCACGAGGGCCCACGUCUUCCAGAUCGACCCCAACACCAAGAAGAACUGGGUCCCCGCAAGCAAGCACGCCGUCACUGUGUCCUACUUCUACGACAGCACGCGCAAUGUCUACCGGAUCAUCAGCCUGGACGGAACCAAGGCAAUAAUCAACAGCACCAUCAGUCCGAACAUGACGUUCACAAAGACGUCACAGAAAUUUGGUCAGUGGGCAGACAGUCGAGCGAACACUGUCUACGGACUGGGUUUCUCCACCGAGCAUCAUCUGUCAAAGUUUGCAGAGAAGUUUGCAGAGUACAAAGAAGCAGCACGGCUUGCGAAGGAGAAGAGCCAGGAGAAGAUGGAGAUGGCCACGUCUCCCUCUCAAGAGUCUCCGGCCGGUGAGCUCGCCUCCCCCCUCACCCCAGUGACUCCCCCCAUGGAAAACAUCAACGGCACGGAUGAGAUCUGCGACACGACUCCCAACCUGGACAGCCGUCCGGAGCCGGCGCAGAACGCUCUGGCUUUCGCACACAGCCCGGCCAUGACAAAACACUGGGAGGCUGAGCUGGAGGCGCUAAAGGGGAACAACGCCAAGCUGACGGCGGCUCUGCUGGAAUCCACGGCCAACGUCAAACAGUGGAAACAGCAACUGGCUGCCUACCAAGAGGAGGCAGAGAGACUACACAAACGGGUGACAGAGCUUGAGUGCCAGAGUAACCAAACCCCGGUGAUCAAAUCCCAAAAGACAGAACUCAACCAAACCAUAGAGGAGCUGGAGAACGUGCUGCGGGAUAAAGAAGAGGAAAUGGAGAAGUUAAAAGAAGAACUGGAAAACAUGAAUGACCUCAUGGAGCAGAAAGACACUCUGACUCAGAAGCUUGAAGAGACGGAGCUGCGCAGUCGGGUGCUGGAGGAGCAGCUAGCAGGAGCUGAGCAACGACUGGAGGAGAACCAGGAAGAGCAGGAGAAUUUCAGGAAGAGCCUGCGGACGCUGCUGGAGCUGCUAGACGGCAAGAUCUUUGAGCUGACGGAGCUCAGAGACACCUUGGCUCGUCUCAUAGAGGAAGCCAGCUAGAGACGGAGGGUGUCAACCUUCACAGACAGAGCCAUAUGAUGAUUUAUUUACAGCCCAGCACACAGACCAAUCCCACCCUCCAUAACUCCUCGUCUACCCCCACCCACAGAAAUCUGAGACAAUGCACUGUCCACACUUACAGUUUAAACACAAGGGGCAGCUGAUCCCUGAUUUUUACCGUGAAGGCAUCAGGUUCCUACCUUCUGCAAGCACUCCUGUAGUUGAACACGAUGCAGGGACUACCUCAGCUUGCCUACUGAUUGGCUGUCGUACACUCGGUCAAACCUGUCAAGCUCAGUUAUAAAGAUGCCACACACAUCAAAACAAACUGUGUCUCGGCGCCAUCUGCGGUCUGAAUGGGAGAGCUGCACCGUAGUGCGGAACAUUUACUCAAACAUACACAUUGCAGAUUACUCCUCUUUAAAGCAGCCCUCCAGGGGGAAAUGUUGAAAGUCAUGUGGAAAUAAUUGCUGUUAAGACUUAAAAGAACUGCGCCAAAGCUGCCAAAUCCCCCCCAACCCCCACCAAAAUAAAUGUUGUCCUCUAUCUAGCAGAUGCUUUGAUCCAAAGUGACUUACUGUACAGGGAAGUUUUGAACAGAAGAACCCACGUUUGAGCCCGGGCUGCCGAGGAAUGUAACCGCAUCGCUGAACAUCCCCAGCCUGGAUUUACGAGGCUGCUGGGAAAUGGAGUCUGACAAAUAUACGUAUAUAGUUUUUUUUUUCUUUUAGCAGAAAUGAAGGACUUCUGUAUGCCCCCCCACCACUCCCCUCCCCAACAAACACACACCACCACCUUAUUACAAAAACCUACAUGACAGAUAAGCAAUGAAUCUUCCAGAUGGCCUUUUUUCAUGCAACACAAGAAUUUGAGUGCUAUAGCUGAAAUGAAAAAUCUCGUAUCCAGACAGCUUCCACUAUCACAGUAGACAUGACCUGUCUUCCUGCCAAACUCAGUGUCGCGUGUGUGUCCUGAGGUUUGAUAUGAUCGUGUGCACUCGUAUAGAUGCAUCUAAAUAAAUUGCAUCAACAAAAAGUUGUCUUAAACUUGUAAAAAAAAAAAAAAAACUGGAAUUCAUUAUUAUUUAGCUUGAUUACACAGAGAAUUGUGUUUUUUAAGUGUUUAUUUAUGUUACUUUGAUUAUUAUGGCUUACAGCAAAUGGGAACAUUAAAAUUAUAAUAUUGCAUGAGACCAAUAAAAAAUAAUCUAAAUGCAUAAAUAUGGGCCUACUGAAAACUUUGUCCAUAUGCUGCAUCUAAUAUGCAUUCACUAAUUGGUUGAGGGUUUCUUCUUUUUAAUUGCAAAAUUACCGCAUUAGAGCGGCGUGACAUGGAUGUAAUCAGCCUAUAGAUCCGCUGAGCUGUUAAGGAAGCCCAGGUGGUUUCAUUUUCCCUCCUUUCUUGGGUCUGGUAUUGAUAGAUUCUUAUGUGGGUUUGCUGACCAAUUAAGUUUGCUGCAAAAGAUCUGCAAAACAUACUGAACCACAACUGCAAAUGCAAAGCCAGAGAGAGUUAAACUGCAAUCUUAAAGCUUCACUCGGAAGAAAUAUUUUGUAGGAUACCAUAUUUCAAGUGUACUGCAUUCACUCCCCCACACACGCAUGCUGAUAAUGUAUUUAGACAAGGAUAAUGUAUUUACUUCCACUCCUGAUAGUUUGUAUCACAUUAAAGCAGAAUAAUGCUUAGUAAUGUAGAUGGUCAUUUAGUGCUUCAACAUAUUUAACAACACAUUAUUUUCAUCUUGCUAACUGUAGUUAACAACUAAUGGCAAACACAAACUUGUGGCACCAAACUCCAGUUCAUGAGGCAAAUUUGCAAUGUAUUAUGCUUCUUUUUCCACCAAAUGUUUUCCUUCCACUUAACUUUUCAUUAGGAUUCUUGGACACAGCGCUCUGAACAGCCAGCUUCUUCAGCAAACUGUGUUUCUCUCCUUGUGAAGGGUUCCCGAUAGUAUCUGCUGAGACUUUUACAUAAAAAAAAAAAAAAAACAUUUUUCUUUCAUUGUCUUGUAUAACAAUCCAAAUUUCUCAGGAAUUUUGCCUUAUUACAAACUGUGAGCCAUAAUAAUCAAAAUUAGAAACAAACGCUUAAAAUAUAUCACCCUUUGAUGAAACAAAUGACUUUUUUCAGUGGUACGCUAAUUUGUUGAGAUGAAUCUGUACUUGGGCACGUUGUGCUGUUAGAGAGGCCUGCACACACCCACGCAAACACACACACACACACUGAGCAAUAUUAGACAGGCUCUAUACAACACCGCCUCUAUCAGGUACUCUUCUCGGUGGGCCCGUCCUGAAGGGUCAAACAUGAUUAAGCUGAUACGCCCCCUCUCCAACAGAACGUGUACCACUGACCGCAUUACUGUGUGGCAGCCCUGCGUGGUCCGAGUUGUGCAAUCGAAGGGCUUACAGAGCGUCAUCCUCAUGUCUGUAAAUCUCCACCCUCAGUGAAACUGGCCACUGAUUGUCACGCCUCACAGGUGACUACUCAACCGUUCUCAGUUUAUAUUCUUCUUUCUUUUUCCUUUUUUUUUUUUUGGAGUAAAGAUAAAACACUGGUGAUAUAAAUAUAAAACUGUACAACACAACUUUCUUACUCUUGCUGGCAUUGUAAAUGAAUGGAUGGACAAAUCAAAAUGCAGUAACAGCCUGCGGUGACUUAUUGUUGUCUAUUAACCCACGGCUGAAAGCUUUUUCUCUGUAACACCAUGUAAUAACACCGUGUUACAAGUUUUAUACUCUUACUGUAUAAAAGAAGCUCUGAAGCCCAUUGAAAUCUUCAAUUCUCUCCCUCCAAAGUCAGCAAAAUAUUUUUUUUUUUUUACAGAGCUGUAUCUCGACAAGGUGCUGCUGGUCUUAUAUCUAUCUGAGCGCCCUUUUUGCACUGUUAUGACACCGUUGUAACUCCAUUAUAUGCCGUCAGACUUGCAUUUAGCAUUAGCACAGUAUAAUUAUGUAGUGAAAAGACCUUCUGUAGUUAGUUACGCAGGUUAAUACACUGGAAUAAGACUCAUGUAAAAGAGGGAAUGUUACUUAUUUUCUGUCUGAUGUAUGUGUCGAGUGGAGUGACAGAGAUGAAAUACUUUAAUAUUAAUGCUAUUGUUAAUGAAUGCCUUUGUACAGUAGUGGAUAAAAUGCUUUUCAUUCUCCUGUUUUUGUAACUUAUGGUAUUUCAGUGUAGGUAUUAACAUUGUAUUUAAAAGGUAUGAGAAGACUGGCAAUAUUUUUGACUAUUUAAAGUAAUUUUGAACUCAUGACAUUAAAGAGGUACCUCAGGCUUAAGAAAUUUCUCAGAUUGGUGAUAUUUGGUCGUUUGCAGGUAAAGAGGUUUUGUUAAACGUUAUGCUUGAAAACAGGUCAAGAGGGCCACCUGGUUAAUUAAAGCUGUGAUGAUAUGGUAGAUGUGGUUCACUGCUCAGGGCAGCAUUUUGUCCAGGGGCUGCACAAGCCCAGGAUGAGGGGUUUGGGUAGCCAUCACUCCGUUGCAUCCCAAACAAGCUGAGGGUUUACAUUGAUGCCUGCCUGUCAUGUUGUAUUUAGCAUCUGAUUCAAGGAUCCUCAUUUGGAGCUAAAUUAAACUUUCACUUUUAGAAUUACUUGAACUGAGCAAACCUGAACUGGUCAGAUAUCGAU